Parastagonospora nodorum SN15 is the source of this 828-nucleotide messenger RNA. RefSeq lists its product as hypothetical. NCBI's taxonomy places the organism in Eukaryota, Fungi, Ascomycota, Dothideomycetes, Pleosporales, Phaeosphaeriaceae. Gene Ontology annotation, molecular function: glutamic-type endopeptidase activity. The transcript is spliced from 2 exons. Bases 1 to 828 code for a protein of 275 amino acids. The record is from RefSeq and is a predicted model, not a curated record. Gene Ontology annotation, biological process: proteolysis.
AUGAAGUUCUCCGUUGCUUUCCUGACGGCAGCGCUCGCCACCUCAGCGGUUGCAGCUCCUUGGACGCUCGCCGACCGGAUAAAAGCCCGCGCAGAAGGCAGACAACUCCAUCAUUCCAACCCUUCCAAGGCAUUUGGAGCCAGUGAAGAACGGACAUUCAGCGCCCAGAGCGAUGAAACCAACAACACAGUCUAUGGCCCCCACUACUCACCCACUUGGGGCGGUGCUGUCCUCCGUACUCCCUCCCGCAGCACCUUCAAGACAGCCACAGGUCGCUUCACCGUUCCCGUCCCUAGACACGUUCCUGGAGCCGGCAAGGAAUCAGCAGCAGCAUGGGUCGGCAUUGACGGCGACACAUGCGAAGGCGCAAUUCUCCAGACCGGGGUAGACUUCACCAUCGACGAGAACGGAAACGUCAACUAUGAAUCGUGGUAUCAGUUCUUCCCCGCCGAUUCUGGCGACUACAUAAACUUCAAAAUCCGCGCCGGCGACGUCAUGCAGGUCGACGUCAACGCACGGUCAAACUCUCGAACCCUCAGCACCGGCCAGAGCAUGGGAAAGACGUUGACCGCAGCACGGGGAUCGGAGCUGUGUCAACAGAAUGCCGAGUGGAUUGUGGAAGACUUUACAUAUGAUGGGGUGCAGGUCCCGAUGAGCGACUUUGGUAUGGUGGUGUUUACGAAUGCGGCUGCUACGCAUUCUGAUGGUAGUAAGGAGGGGCUUGAGCGCGCUACGGUCUUCAAUCUCCGCAAGGACGGUGAUUAUUAUACGGAGGCUACUAUCGACAGCGCUUCUCAGGCGACUGUCAAUUUCACAUACCGGUACUAG